Molecule: messenger RNA, 675 nt
Organism: Coregonus clupeaformis (lake whitefish)
Lineage: Eukaryota; Metazoa; Chordata; Actinopteri; Salmoniformes; Salmonidae
Exons: 2
Coding region: 1-675 (224 amino acids)
Biological process (GO): response to bacterium
Source: RefSeq, a predicted model, not a curated record
AUGGUUACUGAGCUGGGAGGCACUGUGACACUGACUUGCUUUUGUCCCAAAGUGUCGGUGACCAGGUUUGAUUGGUUCAAGCAGAGUUUUGGACAGAAACCCCUCCUCAUGGCGUCAUCUCUUUAUGUUGGCCAAGACAGUUACAACUUUAUCAAGGACUUUACUGAGACCAAACAUUUGGGUGUGAGGAGAGGAGUCUACAGCUGUAACUUGACCAUAUCCAAGACAGAGCCAGGGGACUCAGCUAAAUACUAUUGUUCCAUUACAGCCAUCUAUGAGGUUACAUUUGGAGAGGGAACUGUUUUAAUUGUCAAAGACUCAGAGUCCAACAGCAUGUCUGUACUCCAGCAGCCUGUGUCUGAGUCAGUCCAGCCAGGAGACUCUGUGACUCUGAACUGUACAAUACACACUGAGACCUGUGUAGGAGAACACAGUGUCUAUUGGUUCAGACAUGGCUCAGGAGAAUCCCUUCCAGGAAUCAUUUACACCCAUGGAUACAGGAGUGAUCAGUGUGAGAAAAGCCCUGAGACUGGGUCUCCUACACAGAGCUGUGUCUACAACCUCCCCAAGAGGAACCUCAGCCUCUCUGAUGCUGGGACUUACUACUGUGCUGUGGCCUCAUGUGGGGAGAUACUGUUUGGGAACGGGACCAAGCUGGACAUUGACCCUAAGUGA